GCUGGGACCUAAGUGAGCCUUGAGACGCUCUGUGGAAGCUCGCUUCAUGUGGUCGAACGGUCGAAGAACCGCAAGGAUCCUAUGAUAGGUUUCUUGUUAUCGGUGAAAGUGACAGUGUUUCGAAUUCCAAGUGAGCGGAUAUGUUGAUACGGCGCACAGAAUGGUUUUGGCUUCAGCUGAUCAUGGCGUGUUUAGCGAAUGCUGAGCGACAAAUGCAGCGUAGACAGAGCGAAGUCACCGACUUUCAUGCGAAACAGUACAGGUUGCGAAAUGUCACAGCUGACACUAAGAUAAAUACACUCUUGCUAACGUUGCCCCAGUCGGAUUCACCGGACGUCCAGUACAAUGUGAGCAGUCCUGACCGGUUCAGGGUGGACGACCGAGGCCGGGUCUUCACCAGAGUAGCCGGCAGCGACUUGCUGAAAGAUGCCAGCAGCACCAGCUUCGCCGUCAACGCCUUCAAUACAGAGAGCUCGGAGAUGAGAGUCUCCAAAGUCCUGCUGCUGACCGGCAACCAGCCGCCCCAGUUCUCCGACGACUCUUACGAGGCAUACGUCUAUGAGAACGCCGCCCAAGGGUCCCUGGUACGAGCCGUGGUCGCCCAGGAUCCGGACACCGACCCCAUCACCUACAUCAUCCGGAAACCGGGCACCAGAAUGGACACAAGCGAGUACGAGAUGCACCCGGCUGACGGCGUGCGCUGCGAGGGCCCGCAGCCGGCUGUGGAGAUCGGCGGUCGCGACCAGUCGGCCGACGGCGCCGUUUGCGUCCAAUACACCUACUCCGCCACAUUCCACGAGGCGCACGAUCUCAAGUGGUCGUCGCUCUGGGACUACCUGCUGGAUUCGCCGCCGAACGCCAACAUCUAG
This is a messenger RNA of Pollicipes pollicipes, 869 nucleotides long. RefSeq lists its product as uncharacterized. Gene Ontology annotation, molecular function: calcium ion binding. Lineage: Eukaryota; Metazoa; Arthropoda; Thecostraca; Pollicipedomorpha; Pollicipedidae. The transcript has 7 exons. Bases 141 to 869 code for a protein of 242 amino acids. The record is from RefSeq and is a predicted model, not a curated record. Gene Ontology annotation, cellular component: membrane.